AUGCUCAAACCAUGGCCCCCCUUUGGGGAAGGGGUCGUAGUGACUAACGUCCUGAUUGCCGGCGAUUUAUCCCGCAUCGUGGAAAAUAUUGCCUGGGGAAUCACAGAGCGAAUUCGCACCGGGCGAAACAGUACCCUUACGAACGGGGUGGCAGACCACCCCGAGACAUAUAUCCAUGUGAACUGGCCGUCGUCAAAUAAUGCGCCUCUCGCUAGUAUCGAGGCUUUGGCGAUCAAACUGUGUCUUGCGGGGUGA
This is a messenger RNA of Penicillium robsamsonii, 255 nucleotides long. RefSeq lists its product as uncharacterized. The transcript has a single exon. NCBI's taxonomy places the organism in Eukaryota, Fungi, Ascomycota, Eurotiomycetes, Eurotiales, Aspergillaceae. The record is from RefSeq and is a predicted model, not a curated record. The coding region runs from base 1 to 255 and encodes 84 amino acids.